Molecule: messenger RNA, 1506 nt
Organism: Triticum dicoccoides
Lineage: Eukaryota; Viridiplantae; Streptophyta; Magnoliopsida; Poales; Poaceae
Product: putative xyloglucan endotransglucosylase/hydrolase protein 13
Exons: 3
Coding region: 44-979 (311 amino acids)
Biological process (GO): cell wall biogenesis; xyloglucan metabolic process
Cellular component (GO): cell wall; apoplast
Molecular function (GO): hydrolase activity, hydrolyzing O-glycosyl compounds; xyloglucan:xyloglucosyl transferase activity
Source: RefSeq, a predicted model, not a curated record
ACAUACAUAGCCAAACACACGAAGGCUCGAACGUAUAGAAAACAUGUCGAGGCCUCUGCUUGCAAUGGCCGCGGCGGCGAUCGUCGUCGCCUGCUGUUUCGCGGCGUGUCCGGUGGGCGCGGGCGCGAGCGCUGGUGGCUUCUACGACAACUUCGUGGUGAAGUGGGGCACGGACCCAGACCCUGACCGGCGGGUCGAGAUCGUCGACGGCGGCCGGCUCGUGACGAUCACCCUCAACAACGUCUCCGGCGCCGGGUUCCAGUCCCGGGACGCCUUCCUCUUCGGCGAGUUCACCAUGGAGAUGAAGCUCGUGCCCGGCGACUCCGCCGGCACGGUCACCACCUUCUACCUGACAUCGAAGGACCCGACGGCGGUGGGGGACGGGCACGACGAGAUCGACUUCGAGUUCCUGGGCAACGUCAGCGGGGAGCCGUACCUGAUGCAGACCAACGUGUUCGCGCAGGGCGUCGGGGGCAGGGAGCAGCGGUCCUACCUCUGGUUCGACCCGACAGAGGACUUCCACAACUACACAAUCCUGUGGAACCCUCUGAACAUCAUCUUCUCUGUGGACGGUGUGCCAGUGCGCGUGUUCCGGAACCACGACGCGAAUGGCGUGCCGUACCUGACCAGGCAGGCGAUGAAGGUGCACGCGACCAUCUGGGACGGCGACACCUGGGCCACGCGCGGCGGCCGGGUCAAGAUCGACUGGGCGCACGCGCCCUUCGUCGCCUCCUACGGGACCUACGCCGCCAGCGCCUGCGUCUCCGCGGCCGGCAACGGCGAUCAGGACGGAGCGCCGUCGGCCUUCUGCUGCCCGGGCGACGCCCCGUCGUGGAUGGCCCGGCGGCUGGGGCCGGACGGCGAGCGCGCGGUGGCGUGGGCGCGCGACAAGUACAUGGUGAUGGACUACUGCGACGACCCCUGGAACCUCGGCCGCCCCGCCGAGUGCGACAUGGACAGCCUCGCCUCAGCCGUGUGAUAGUUUGGUUCCGUCGGCCAUACUCACCACAUACGUGUCGUCGUGUGCCAGACAGACAGGCGUACGGUGUUUGUGUUGGUGCUUCUAGCGUCUAGCCUAGCCUGCUAGGUCGUCUCACUCAGAUGUGACGUGUGAUUUUUUGUCACAAAGGACCAUACAUGCUGUUGUAUUGACAGAAAAAACCACCUUCAAACUGUAUUAACAAAAAAGACCAUGUACACCGUGGCGGCAGGUCCGGCAGCCGACACGUGGCACCUGCCGCCACGGCCAGCGGCGGCCAGACCUGCCGCCACAACCUCAGGCGGCAGCUCAGCUGCAACAGGUUUUCGGCCCAUGCAACUACUGGCGACGGAACGGGAAGAGGUGGCGGGUCCCGCCGCCUAUCCCUAUGGCGGUAGCUCCUUUUUCUGCUGUAGUACAGUGGCGCUAAUUCCUACUUUUCUAUUCAAGUUUUGACAUGUUUUAUUAUUUAUCAAGCCAUAUGCUACAACAGAAACAAAUACAGUAAAUACUAGUAUGUGUGUGGA